AUUUUAACAAGACUCUCUUGUUCAUUGGUUUAUUUGAUCACAUGAUAUUGUAAAAUUUAAGGUCGUGUGCAAAAGCGUCGGUUGACCCAGUAAUCCUUUGAAGAAAUUAUGGCUGGCGGUAAAGCGGGAAAAGAUUCAGGAAAGGCCAAGGCAAAAGCUGUUUCUCGUUCCCAGAGAGCAGGUUUACAGUUUCCAGUUGGUCGUAUUCAUCGUCAUCUAAAGAACAGGACAACCAGUCAUGGACGAGUAGGAGCUACGGCAGCUGUUUACAGCGCUGCAAUUCUCGAAUACCUCACAGCUGAAGUACUUGAGUUGGCAGGUAAUGCUAGUAAGGACUUGAAGGUAAAGCGUAUCACACCUCGUCAUUUACAGCUUGCCAUCCGUGGAGAUGAAGAAUUGGAUUCUCUAAUCAAAGCUACGAUCGCUGGUGGUGGUGUCAUUCCACAUAUUCACAAAUCACUCAUCGGCAAAAAGGGAUCACAGAAGACAUAGACUCUUCGUUAACCAGAUCUUUUAAUCUCUUUAAAUGUUAGUGUAUUCUUAGAACAUUUUUAUGUUUGACAGCAUAUAUUCAUUAUCACUGUUAGUGGAAGAUCCAUUUUACAGUUCAUAUUUUGAGAAAAAUUGUUUUAUUUUGGUUUUAAUUUUCCCAUAUUCAUGUUUGGAUACAUUUUUAGCAUUCAUCUCAGACUCAUUAAGUUAAUAAAUGGAGAACAGGUGUUAGUUCAAUGUCUGUGUAAAUGUUUAUGUUUUUAACCUGUGAAGCAAAUAUGAAAGGAAUUAUAGCUCACAAUAAUACAAAAGUUAGUGUUGUAAAUAAACUUGUAAGAGAAGUUA
Molecule: messenger RNA, 837 nt
Organism: Mytilus californianus (California mussel)
Lineage: Eukaryota; Metazoa; Mollusca; Bivalvia; Mytilida; Mytilidae
Product: histone H2A.V
Exons: 5
Coding region: 109-492 (127 amino acids)
Cellular component (GO): nucleosome
Molecular function (GO): DNA binding; protein heterodimerization activity; structural constituent of chromatin
Source: RefSeq, a predicted model, not a curated record